GAGUUAUUCUGCUAAUUGAAAAGGAGACAGAAAAUAGAUGUCCACGCCUACAGACCCUGGCGCCAUGCCUCAUCCUGGUCCUUCCCCUGGACCAGGACCUUCACCUGGACCGAUUCUAGGACCUAGCCCAGGACCAGGGCCCUCUCCUGGCUCAGUUCACAGCAUGAUGGGGCCAAGUCCUGGUCCGCCCAGUGUCCCGCAUCCAAUGCCGACAAUGGGGCCUACUGAUUAUCCACAGGAAGGCAUGCAUCAAAUGCAUAAGUCUAUUGAUGGCUUGCAUGAAAAAGGAAUGGUUGAAGACGUUCAUUGUGGCUCCAUGAAGAGUAUGCGACCUCCUCACCCCGGAAUGGGCCCACCUCAGAGUCCAAUGGACCAGCAUAGCCAAGGAUAUAUGUCUCCACACCCAUCUCCACUAGGAGCACCAGAGCAUGUGUCCAGUCCCAUGUCUGGAGGAGGGCCAACUCCACCCCAGAUGACUCCCAACCAGCCAGGACCGAUUAUACCAGGAGAUCCACAAGUUAUGAAUCAGCCUAACAGAGGUCCUUCCCCUUUCAGCCCUGUACAGCUGCAUCAGCUGCGGGCUCAGAUUCUAGCAUACAAAAUGUUAGCUAGAGGUCAGCCUUUACCAGAAAACCUCCAGCUUGCUGUUCAGGGCAAGAGAACCCUGCCUGGCAUUCAACAGCAGCAGCCUCCCAGUGCCUUCAACAGACAGUCUGGUAUUGGGUUACAUACAAUGAGUGGCGCUGCAACUGGACCAGGACCUGCUCCAGGGAUGCCUGGGCAUACACCAGCCAUUACCCCUAAAACUUGGACUGAAGGUGUAGUGGACUAUAAUUUUAUGUCAUGCCAAACCCCAGAUCUGAAUGUCUCCAACACGCAGCAGAAGCUUCCUGCGCCACCCCCUAGUGGGAGGCCUUCUCCUGCCCCCACAGCUGCCCAGCCUGCUGCCACCAUGCCUGGGCCUUCUGUGCCACAGCCACCACCUGGACAGCCUUCGCCCAUUGUUCAGCUGCAGCAAAAGCAGAAUCGCAUCAGCCCUAUCCAGAAGCCACAAGGAUUGGAUCCAGUUGAAAUACUCCAAGAACGUGAAUAUAGACUUCAAGCUCGAAUUGCUCACAGAAUCCAGGAACUGGAGAACUUGCCUGGUUCUCUGCCCCCAGAUCUGCGAACCAAAGCUACAGUGGAAUUGAAGGCACUUAGGUUACUGAAUUUCCAGCGCCAGCUAAGACAAGAGGUAGUAGCCUGUAUGCGCCGUGAUACAACACUGGAGACAGCACUGAACUCCAAAGCCUACAAACGAAGCAAACGCCAGACUUUGAGGGAGGCUCGUAUGACAGAAAAGCUUGAGAAACAGCAGAAGAUAGAACAAGAGAGGAAGCGUAGGCAGAAACAUCAGGAAUAUCUGAACAGCAUUUUGCAGCACGCUAAAGAUUUUAAAGAGUACCACCGCUCAGUUGCUGGGAAAAUUCAGAAACUUUCUAAAGCUGUAGCAACUUGGCACGCCAAUACUGAGCGUGAGCAGAAAAAAGAAACUGAAAGAAUUGAGAAAGAAAGAAUGAGGAGACUAAUGAAUUCCAUGGAAAUUGACAUGCUUACUUUGAAACAUGCUGGUAAAACGCG
Messenger RNA from Leptosomus discolor (cuckoo roller), 1620 nucleotides. The record is from RefSeq and is a predicted model, not a curated record. NCBI's taxonomy places the organism in Eukaryota, Metazoa, Chordata, Aves, Leptosomiformes, Leptosomidae.